AUGGAAGAAUAUUUAUCCCUUAUUGAUAACCCAACGAUUAGAAGAACAUUUUCUCAAUAUAGAGUAAGUAAUCAUAAAUUGCAAAUUGAGCGAGGAAGAUACGAAAAUGUUUCUCGUGAACAACGUUUUUGUAAACUUUGCAACACUGGUGAAGUGGAAACGAAUAUCACUUAG
This is a messenger RNA of Paramuricea clavata, 174 nucleotides long. The record is from the annotation of a GenBank genome assembly. Lineage: Eukaryota; Metazoa; Cnidaria; Anthozoa; Malacalcyonacea; Plexauridae.